Cladophialophora psammophila CBS 110553 is the source of this 1386-nucleotide messenger RNA. RefSeq lists its product as uncharacterized. NCBI's taxonomy places the organism in Eukaryota, Fungi, Ascomycota, Eurotiomycetes, Chaetothyriales, Herpotrichiellaceae. The record is from RefSeq and is a predicted model, not a curated record. The transcript is spliced from 2 exons. Bases 1 to 1386 code for a protein of 461 amino acids.
AUGGCUGCUGCUCCUCACCCGGGCGGUGCGCCCGGACCAGGUCCCCCUCAGCCUAUAGUGCUCCCUCAUGGUGCAGCGCCCGCAGCGCCCGCUCCUUCUCGAAGGCAUCUCAUCUUCUGUGAUGGGACUGGUGAAAAUGCAGCGGACGUAGGACCAUCAAGUAAUCUGGCGAGGCUGGCCCUUUCUAUUGGGGCACAAGGCUUGGAUGGAAAACAACAGAUUUGUUAUUAUCAGCAAGGGCUAGGCACAGGUACCAACAAUAUCAAGGGUAUAGCAAACCGUAUCUUCGAAUUGGGGCUCGGGCAAGCGCCCCAACGAUCCGUGCCAGCCAGUCCUCCACCACCACCAAGGUACCAACCGGGCGAUACGCUGUGUUUCUUUGGAUUUUCGAGGGGUGCAGCAACCGCACGCGCUGCCGCUGAUUUUAUUGCAACCGUUGGGCUUCUACAGGGUCCAGCAGACCCAAAAUUGGUGAGCGCUCUCUACGGGGAAUGGCUUAAAGUAUCCAGCGACAACUAUAAGCCACCUACUGCACCAGAGCUUAGAACAACUCGAGCCGAGAUCGAAUGUGUGGGUGUUUUCGACACGGUCCAAGGUCUUGGAGUACCGAAACCCGUACAAGAGAGCCUGCGCUCGGGAGUGCCUCCUACAGUGAAUCCCCUGGCGAGAAAGGCUCACCUGCUGCACAAAAGCAUCCCAUAUGGAUUUCAAGCACUUGCGCUGCAUGAAAUGCGCGACGCUUUUACUCCAGAGGUUUGGAGUUCGAAGUCGGCACCUGCCCAGAGAUUGCAACAGACUUGGUUUGCUGGGAAACAUUCAGACGUCGGCGGUGCGAUUGUCGAAGGAAAACCGAAUUCUGGUCUCGCAAAUGUAGCUCUAAGAUGGAUGGCAGCACUUUUGACCAACAUCCACAUCGGCAUCGCUGUGAAAAACGCGGAUCUGAACAAGAACUUGGAAAUUCUCCUAGGAGAGGCCGGGCAGGGACAAGCUCGAAUCCAGGGCACUACCUCUGCAACCCUGACGGGAGGACAGACACCAAGAACACCGGGAAGGUAUGCAAAGGGUAUCGAAGAGGUCCACGUCUCGGUUCGAAACACGGGGUUACUGAAUAUCGAAAGCAUGCCCUCCGAACCUGCCCUUGAACAGCUCAUUGGGGUUGCCGAACACGGGCCCAACGGGAACUUUGUAUGGGUAAAUAAAACUGCGCCCAGCACACGAGUAAAUGCGCAAGCAGAUGCACCGCCAGAGGAAAUCAUAAUGGAGGAAGAUCCGACUAUUGCGCCCCAAGAAGGGAGUGCCGGAAACCAGACGCAAACUGCACCAGUGCAUCCGCUACCCAGCAGCUCAAAUCCGGCUGGUUCGGUACCUCGACCAAUUCGACGAUGA